Molecule: messenger RNA, 991 nt
Organism: Sorex araneus (European shrew)
Lineage: Eukaryota; Metazoa; Chordata; Mammalia; Eulipotyphla; Soricidae
Gene: OSTC
Product: oligosaccharyltransferase complex non-catalytic subunit
Exons: 4
Coding region: 84-533 (149 amino acids)
Cellular component (GO): oligosaccharyltransferase complex
Source: RefSeq, a predicted model, not a curated record
CAUGCGCGCAGGCGGCGCGGCUUCCGGGCAGUGUGCCGGGGCCAGCGGGGCGGGAGGCCGAGGCUGCCCGGGCCGGCGCCGCCAUGGAGACUCUCUACCGGGUCCCGUUCCUGGUGCUCGAGUGCCCCAACCUGAAGCUCAAGAAGCCGCCCUGGGUGCACAUGCCGUCGGCCAUGACGGUGUACGCGCUGGUGGUGGUGUCCUACUUCCUCAUCACCGGAGGAAUAAUUUAUGACGUUAUUGUUGAGCCUCCAAGUGUCGGCUCUAUGACCGACGAACACGGGCACCAGAGACCAGUAGCGUUCUUGGCCUACAGAGUAAACGGACAGUAUAUCAUGGAAGGACUCGCCUCCAGCUUCCUGUUUACAAUGGGCGGUUUAGGCUUCAUAAUCCUGGACCGCUCCAAUGCCCCCAACAUUCCAAAGCUCAACCGGUUCCUUCUCCUGUUCAUCGGCUUCGUCUGCGUCCUGCUGAGCUUCUUCAUGGCGCGCGUGUUCAUGCGGAUGAAGCUGCCGGGCUACCUGAUGGGCUAGAGGGCCGUGAGAGGCCGUGGACACCGGGUUUGCUCCUGUCGUGAAGCUGAACGGCGGCCCCAGUCUUCUACCUACACGCGGCGGGGACGGAAGCGGAGAAGCACCUGGCGAGGGCAGCGGGGCGCAGGCAGCGGCUGGCGGGGCUGGGUCGGGCCACCGUCGUCACGGCCCCCGCCGGCCGUGCCCGCAGCCCACGCUGUUCGUGGUUUCCCCUUUUUUAAGAAAUCACACUUGAUUCUGCGACUGUACUAUUGAAUAAAGUGAUGGUUUUUUAACAACCCCCCCUGCUCUUUUGGAGACGCUGUUUCUGAUUCUGGGAGACGAGUUCUACAGCAGAGGCCAGACGCCCACCCGCGCCCCCUGAGCCGUGGGGGCAGCGCCCCCUGGGGCUGUGUGCAGAGCACUCUGGAACAGUCCCGGCCCGAAAGGAGCAGAAAUAAAGAACUUUUGCUGACUAA